Magallana angulata is the source of this 3594-nucleotide messenger RNA. RefSeq names its product transmembrane protein 180-like. The transcript is spliced from 5 exons. The coding region runs from base 246 to 1673 and encodes 475 amino acids. The record is from RefSeq and is a predicted model, not a curated record. Lineage: Eukaryota; Metazoa; Mollusca; Bivalvia; Ostreida; Ostreidae.
UUGUUACGACUGAGCUGUCACCGGGAAGUACGAACGAUCACUCUGGAUAUGUUUACGUCCACGUAGUAGAAUAAUUAGUAUACAUUUCAUGGAAAGUAAAGACAGAUUAACAGCUUUAUCAGUUGUUUUGGAUGUUAAAGACUUGGAACCAUCUUCCUUUGAGACCAAAUUUUAUAACAUAAGAUAUAAAGUCGUGAAAGGUUGACCUGACAUACCUUAAAGAAAGUAAGUAAUUCAAAAGCAUAAUGGGUACACAAAGAAAGCAAAUAUUGGCUUACUGUGCCCUGGUUAGUGGAUUUACUUUGCUGAGCAGUGCUUACAAUUUCUACUACGUUAAAGUAUUUCUGAACUUCUACCACAUCGAGGAGUCCUGGUUCCAGUUUUCACAAGUCUUGUUUAUGGUAUGGAAUGCCAUCAACGAUCCUCUGUUUGCAUAUUGUUCUGACAACAAAAACUUUAAAAUCCUGAGAACUCGUCGUGCCAUGAUUCUGUACUCUGCUCCAUUUUUCUGCCUCUCCUUCCUCGUCCCGUGGUUCCAGUGGAGUACAAAUCCAGUGAUUGUAGGCAUCCAUCUUAUAUUUGCGUUGUGCUUAUGGGAUACACUCUUUACGUUCAUUGGUUUGGCAAUGUGCUGUCUUUUCACAGAGAUAUCAAAAGACACAAACAUCAGAAUAACAAUAACUCGUGCUGCACAGGUUGCGGCAUUGUUUGGUUCUAUCAGCGUGAUGUUGCUAGAGCAUGCUUCUAAUGGCUUGCAAGACUUUAAAGCAUUUCAGGUCACAACAGUACUUAUAGCACUACUCAGCUGGUGUCUGAUGUAUUACUGUGGUAAGAAUUGUCAUACUCAGUACGAUCUGCAACAAAUGCAAGAUGAAAACAAAGAAGCAGACGACGUUUGUCACGAAAAAUCCGAGGGAGAGUCUUAUUGGAAGCAGACAUGGCAGAUCGUCAGUGACACCAACUUCUUGUCAUUUGUCAUCACCAACUUCUUUCAGGAGUUCCAUCGUACAUUUCUUUAUAAUUUUUUGGCUAUCUUUUGCGAUCAUUUAAUUUCCUCAGAUGAAAUUAGCCCGUCAACUCGGAGCACUUUCUAUGGCUUUGUUCCUUUUGCAUCAAAGAUUCUUGUGAUUUCGACAGCUCCUAUACUUCGACGCAUUCCAUACAAGAAAGUCAUUCGAACCAAUUUCAUUUGGAAGAUAUGUGGAGGUGUUUUCAUGUAUUACAUAGUAGGAAGCACACAUCCAUGGAUAUUGAUAUUAUUUUUCUUUCUUGAUGGGUGUUUUGCCAAUGGAACAUUUUCCUUGUUCAACAUUCCUUUGUCGGACAUUUCUGAUGACAACAUGAGGAAAUACAACAGAAAACACCCAAUAUCAUCUAUGGUGUACGGAACUAACGCUCUAUUCGUGAAGCCUGCCAUCUCUUUGUCUCCCAUGUUGGCAGUGGCCAUACUGAACAGAUACGGAUACAGUUAUAUACAGCAUUCUAAAAACAGCCCUGUCCGGUCCACAGCAAGCACACCGUCCCCCGACCAACUGAAGGACCUGAAGGAUGCUAUGUUCUUCCUGGUGUGUUGGUAUCCAAUCAUUAUUGGAACCAUACAGUUAAUAAGUUGGUCGUAUUUCAAAAUAACCAACAGAACUGAAAAGGAAAUUCAAGUGUCCUUAAACCCUUGAUAUGUUAGUGAAAUAAGUCAGGUUACUUUUAUCGUUUAACAUAUGAACAUAUCAUAUACAAUAAGAACUUGAUCGGAUAGACGCUCUAAUUUUAAUUAGAUUGUUUUCUGUCUUGACUACUAUAACUUAUUCGUCAGUCUUAAAAUAAUUAAGUGAUGUCUAUAGUAGGAGAGAAAAAACACAUUUCAUAUAUGAAAUCGUAAUUCCUAUUACGUGGGCCUUCAGAUUUCGUAAUAAACUAAAAAUGAUGCAGCGUUAAAUAUUCUCUUCCCACAGACCUGUAUACUUUGUAUAUAUAAAAAAUGUUAACUGGGGACUGUGGAUCAAAAUCAGGGCUGUAUUGGUCAGACAGUAAGAAUUUAUGUAAAAAUGAACUAUUGGUGCUAUCUAAGUUUUGGGAUUGCAAUGUAUUUCUUCUUCAAUUGUUAAGAUCUCCUUAAAUAACUUGUACUCCCCCCCCCCCCCCCCCCAAUGUUUUUCAUGCAUUAUUGUCAAUUUCAGGUUUCUUUAUAUCCAUUCAAAACCUUGUAAAAAUAUUGCACAAGUGGACAGUAAGACAUACAUUAUAUAAUCUGGUCAGUAUUUUAUUAUUAAAUCUAGAGCUUUUUUUCCCUUUUGGUCUGAAAAUGUAAGAACAUGUGGUCUAAAAUAGUAUUAUUUAUAAAGAAUCACUGUCCUUUUUGAAAACCAAUGCCUCCUAGGUAAAUUUUAAUUAUCUUUCAGUAAGAUGUGAAAGAAAUCAGUGUGGAAGAAAAACGUCGUCUUCAAUCUUUUUUGCAUCUUCACAAUGUCAAGGUUUAUAAUGUUGCGUUCCUCCCAUGUUGAUAUGGGGAACUUUUAACAAAGAGCUUUAACAUUGUGAGAUGUCGUUUAUGAUCGAAAAUCUUUCUUACUGGUUUCACUCCAUUGUUGUGUUCAUUUUAUUUCAUAUUAUAUAUCAUGAUAGCGAUCAAAUGGAUACUCUUCAUGCAUGGGAUCAUUAAUGUUCAAGACUGUCCUGUUAUAACAGUCAAUAAUUCUACCGGCGAUUGUGUGAUGUGUAAAUGUAAGUGGUAAACAUGGUGUGUCAUAUUGAAUAAAUUUGUAUACAUUUUUGAUUAAUUUAUAUAUUAUUAUGCAGUGUUGUAUUUUUAUACAUUUUUAAUCAAUAGUUAUACUAUUAUGCAAUAUUGAAUUUGUAUACAUUUUAAAUCGACAGAUAUAUUAUUAUGCAAAAGAUAAAAAGUCCUGAAUCUUUUAGCAUUUCUUUCAUGAGACAAUCGAAAAGUAGUGUUAAAACACAUUUCAUUGUUGGCGACUUCAAAUUAAAAGCUUUGAAGAAAUUUCUAAUCAAAUAAAUUAUAUUUAAAUACUAGUAGAAGCUUAAAGCUGAAUAUUUUCUUAAACGAAAACGUUGACAUUGACAAUUUGAAGAAUUUCCUUAAGAGGAUUACGACAUUGCACAUAUACAUGUAUAUUGCUUUACAAGAAUCACGUGUAACCUAUUUGUACGGUUUAAACAAAACCAGGUAAAUCGUUUUUUGUUUUCUUUGUUUACUGCUUAGAAGUAAAAUGGCUUCUCUAAACAACAUCUUGUUUUAAAGAAAUUGAAUAUACUCAGGGCUUUAUAUCAUUAUAUGUCAUAUAUAGAACCAUUUUAACAAGAGCUUGGACUUUGGAUAGUUGUGUCAAACAGCAAUGUGACGUAGGCCUGUCUAUUUCAUUGCUGGCCACUCAGCCAUGGCUUUUUUGAAAUCAGCAAGAUUUGUUCGGCGUUUGAGCUAAGACUACUCAAUCUAUGCAUAUUUCACUUGAAACCAGCUUCAUUUUAAACUUAUUUUGAUGCAGUAAAUAGAUACAUGUAGUUGUGUCCAACCGAAAGUCCAGGGUCUUGUUAAAAUGGUUCUAACGUUCAACACAUGAUAAUAAAAGGAAUACGCUA